Molecule: messenger RNA, 1380 nt
Organism: Anopheles arabiensis
Lineage: Eukaryota; Metazoa; Arthropoda; Insecta; Diptera; Culicidae
Exons: 3
Coding region: 393-1277 (294 amino acids)
Biological process (GO): phospholipid metabolic process; arachidonate secretion
Source: RefSeq, a predicted model, not a curated record
AAAGCGCCGCGAGAUUAUCAACGACCGAAACGCCGGCAGUAGUCGAAGAUAAAGUUAUUAAUUCAUAAACAACGAUAAGUGUGACAACAGCCGACCUUCCGUUGGCACCGACAGAUCGAGGGCUGUACACACCACCUCUUAGCUGAGUUUUCGACUAACUCUGAAGGCUUUUCAUCCCCACAGUUUGUCGCAUUUACUCGUAACUGUAUUUAACUUAGCACUCUUUCCAGCAGCUACGCUCCGUCUUCUUUUCGCGCAUAUGCAUCUGCUUAACGCGUUAACCUGACUGAGAUGAAUGGUUUAGCGCGCCGUUUAUGAGGUUAUAAUAAAAAGCGCCCACCUAUGAUUCCUCCCACACGUGGGAAAAGGUUCAGUCAGUGCUUGGCAAUGAAAUGGUGCGCUCGUACAUUAUACUUAUCAGUACCAUUUUUGUCAUCGAUUGUGAGUCUUUUUCGAACAUACUAGCAGCUGCGCGGAACGAUCACCGAGAAACGGCACGCGCAUUCUACCGUGUACUGGACGAAAGUGGCUACAUCCCUACGCUAGCACUACUUCUGCAGGACUACAUUCUGGUCAACAGCACCAGUGCCAUACCGUGGAGUAAUCCAACCUUUGUCUAUUACGACCAACAGUUGAUUGACGCCAUUCAACAGCAGCUUGAGUUAGAAAACGUGCAGGACUCCUACGAUCAUCACCAGCUGCAGGCUGAUUACGGCUCUGCUCUGCAGCCCCUGCACGGAGGACUUAAAUUUUUCACCUACUACUGCGGUCCCGGCAAUUGGUCUGCCGACGGAAGCACGGUGCAAAACGCAUACUUUUCUAGCAUCGAUCAGUGCUGCAAACAUCACGACGAAUGUCCGGACACUAUUGUACACUCCAGGGAUUAUCACCGGUACGAGGAUUUACCCUACAAAGCGCAAAUAUUUACCAGAUUGCGGUGUAACUGUGAUGUUGAGUUUCUAAGAUGUCUGCAAAACAUUUCCACCUUUUUCUCCUACGCCGUAGCGUGGAUCUACACCAAGUUUCAGUCCAGUUGCUUCGACUACGAGUACCCUGUGAUGGAGUGCACCGUAAAAAGAAAUGAUGGACUAUUCACCGCCGAUCGUUGCCUCGCAUACAUGGUGGACAAUUCGUAUUCCAAACGAUGGCAAUGGUUUGACAUUCCCUACAUCGGCUCCAAUCAGUUAAUUUUCCCAGAGGUGGAGUACCGAUACGAUCUCAACUGGUUCAAUAUACUUUUCGAACGUAAUAUCACCCCCAAUGUUUCCAUUUCAUAGUGUAUUUAACCAUACUGUUGAGGCUGUACGAUUCGCAUGCUUUGCAGCUGUUAUGUGGUGUUAACUUUUAUUAAAUAAAGAAUAUUUACGUUUCUAAGCUAUA